GCACUCGAACAUAGUGGCCUUGCCUCCAUUCGGAUUAAUCCCGCGAUUCUCUCUCGAUACGAAAAACAUCAGUGCGAGCCUCCCAGCACGAGUAUCCCAGCACAACUCAUAAAUCCAACAACCAAGCAUCGUCAAGGAAGAUAAGCCGGUCAAGGUUCCCCGUUUGUUUCAGGGGACGAUACGAGAAGUCUUGCUAUUCUUCGCGCCGGCCUUGCGAGGAUGGACAAGAAGAAAAUUGUCUACCAACUAGACACCCCUUAUUCGGUGGUACAAUGGCCCCACGUGGCGCUCGAACAUCAAGAGACAAUUUUAGAGCUUCUAUGCGCUCUCCUUACACCUCUCGGCGAGUAUCGCGCAGAGCACACCCAGCCAUCGAAGGGCAGACGCGAUAGAAAGCGGAAACGCCGCGCUCCAUCCUCUCGUCCCCAGGAUCUGCCUCCUCCUCCCAUACCGGAGAUCAAGUCCUAUAUAGAUGUCGGCCUGUCAGCCGUCACGCGCUCUUUACAGGAGAGCGCCUCGAGGGGACCGGAUGUGGAGUUAAGCCCGCCGCCCGAACCUCGGGACCAAGGCCCAGCUAGCCGCCCUUAUUCGGCCAUCUUCGUGGCCCGGUCAGGACAACCGACCGUGCUGAACGGUCAUCUCCCUCAGAUGGUCGCCGCCGCCUGCGAGGCGCAGCAGGGGCAAGCGCCCAUCCGGCUCGUCGGCCUGUCGAAGGCGUGUGGGGAUCGGCUGUCCGAGUCCCUGGGUGUGCCUCGCGUUUCCUGCAUCGGCCUGCGCGAGGAGGCGCCCAAGUCGAAGGCGCUGGUCGAGUUUACGAGAAGGCAUGUCCCUGUCGUCGAGGCACAGUGGCUAGAGGAGGCGAGGCAAGGCGAGCACAAGGGAACGAAUAUCAACGCGGUGGAGACAUGCAUAGGUCGUAAGAAGCAACCAAACCGGGGGCCGCCCAAGUCAUAAUGCAGAAUAACAGGGCCCACCGAAGCUGAUCGAGGCUUUGGAUUCUCUCUCCCUCGAAGGUGGUUGCUCGUCAGCGCCCCGCCCAGGGUUUCGGUGCUGGGAAGGAAGAAGCAUAAGGGUUGAUUUGUAGCAUGCUACAGAGAGUCUUGUCAGGUCUAGCUAGAUCUAUGUAGCCUUAGCGGAGAGGGCUGAUAGAAAUCCCCGUGGUGGGCAAUCUUGCCGACAACUUUGUUUGCGUGCGGGUGAUUGCCUACCCCUGGGCUCUAUUUUUCUUUGCCUUUCCCUUUUAGAGAAGCAGAGAAACAUCUCAUGUUCGCCUUUGUCUCCUUGUAGCACUCUAUGGAUAUAACUGUUCCUACACAAGCUGCUAGUUACACGAUAGGGUUAGGAAAGAGAGAGAGUUGUUACGUGGUAAUUUAAUCACACAUAUAGAAGGAAACCAUUCUGCC
Messenger RNA from Durotheca rogersii, 1403 nucleotides. RefSeq lists its product as uncharacterized. Lineage: Eukaryota; Fungi; Ascomycota; Sordariomycetes; Xylariales; Xylariaceae. Gene Ontology annotation, cellular component: ribonuclease MRP complex; cytosol; nucleolar ribonuclease P complex. The coding region runs from base 220 to 954 and encodes 244 amino acids. Gene Ontology annotation, molecular function: ribonuclease MRP activity. Gene Ontology annotation, biological process: nuclear-transcribed mRNA catabolic process, RNase MRP-dependent; tRNA processing; intronic box C/D snoRNA processing. The record is from RefSeq and is a predicted model, not a curated record. The transcript is spliced from 3 exons.